CACACACAAACAGAAAAGUGGAUGCACCGGUGCCCUGGUCAGGCCUUUCCUUGGACACAUUGACUGACAUCUCUCAAGUCUUACUAAGCCAACAUGGCAGCCGGCAUCAUCAGGAACUUCCUUGUCCAGGCCCCGACUCCAGCCUACUUCCCCCUGAUUUUCCAGCAGUCCCCGUGCAGAGAAGAUGAGGAAGAAGAAGAUGAGAUGCUGGAGGAAAAGCCAGAACAGAGGGAAGACGAGGAAGAAAGAGAGGAGGACGAGGAAGACGAGGAAUCUGAAGUCCAGGAGGAGGACGAAGAAUGUUUAGAGGAGGGUUUUCUAAACCCGGCUCGCUACACUUUGGAUGUGACUAAGCAGCUGCUGACGUUUGCAGACCUGAUCAGUCGUGACGUUCAGCGGUAUUUUGGCCGCUGCUCUGGCGACAGAGAGGCUUGCGACAUCUACAGCGACUCUGUGUCGGUCACAACCAGCGGGCGUCUGCGUUACUACGAUGACCUGCUGAGAAUAGCCAGAGCCGGAAGUCCAGAGGAGCAGGACAGCAGCUUUGUGACUUGCAGCGAUUACAAUGGAGUUGGGGUUGCCGUGGGCAACAGCAGUCUGGGGCCCCUAGCUGAACUCUUCGACCACAUGGGCCCGAGUCACAGUCGGGGCCAACCUAUGGUGAAACGGCAUCUCCCGCUCAGUUUCUGGACGGAGCCGAUGCCCUGCUGCCCUCUGGUCGGCUUCAGUGACUCACCUGACGUCGCGCACACACACGGUGACACGUCCACAGAGGACAGCACGCGCACGGACACCAACACACACAUGCCCUUUAAUGCACUCGCACACCACAAUGCACACACCCUCGACAACAAUCAGCCAGACUUCAGUGAUUUGUUGGCGAACUGGGACCCAAACCCAGAGCUCACGCACACACUGACGGAGAACACACACAUGCAGCAUUAAAGACCUCAUUCAUGUCCUUUAUGCCUCUGAUGCAAACAUGGAAACAGAUCAACGAAGGGGAGGAAAGACAGGGAGCAGCUCAGCGGCCGUGCACAGUGUUUGUUUUAAGAAUCUGUUUCUCUGAACUCUGAGAAAAGACAUUUAAAUCAUUAAAAA
This is a messenger RNA of Solea solea (common sole), 1101 nucleotides long. RefSeq names its product protein PERCC1. The record is from RefSeq and is a predicted model, not a curated record. NCBI's taxonomy places the organism in Eukaryota, Metazoa, Chordata, Actinopteri, Pleuronectiformes, Soleidae. The transcript has 2 exons. The coding region runs from base 94 to 945 and encodes 283 amino acids.